AUGUUUGAGGCGCCUGCGGUGGUUGCCGAACAGGUAGUUCCUGAUAAUGCUAACAAUGCGUUGCGUAUACCUGAGGGAGGGUUUGCUUUACUAAGCCAUAUUAUGCAAAAUACACUUACUAAUGGAGUGACGAGUUUAGCAUUUGAUCCUUUCGAAGAACUUCUUUGGUCUGGAAAUAGUUCGGGUCGAGUCGUGUCUUACUAUAGCCCGCAAUUGGAAAGGUAUACCUCAUUCGUAUCUACCUCUUCUGUGGUUCGAGAUAUUUUAUCAACUGAAGCUAUAGUUCUUUCGUUAACGCAGGAAAGAUUGAGGGGGUUUCGAAGACAGGGUUUACCUUUAUUCACUCAUAAAUCGGAAAAUAUGGUCGACAUGACCUGCAUACAUCGUCUGUCAAAUGCACCGCAUACAGUUCUGUUGGGAGGAAAUCAACAAAAAAUUAUACAACUUGAUUUGGAAAUGCAAAAAGAAACUCGAAUUGUUCAUCUGAAACAAAAGGACUGUCUUGAAUUUAGAUCGAAUCAGAAAUUUCUCUUCAGUUCCGAUUCGGAUGGCAAUAUUACUUUACGUAACUUGUCAACCAUAGAUGCUAUUCACGCUAUUCAAGCUCAUCAAGGAGCUGUAUCAGACUUUGACAUUUGUGGUAAUCGGUUGAUCACCUGUGGAUACUCACCGAGGAUGGGCAAUUUAUUGGCUGAUAGGUUUUUGAUGGUUUACGAUUUACGGACACUUCGUGCAUUACCUUUGGUACCUUUAUCGAUACCACCGACUUUUUGUCGCUUUUUACCAUCGUAUUCAGAUAGCCGAAUAAUGGUUGCAUCUCAGGCAGGUCAGCUUUUGAUAAUGGACUUGAACAAACCAGCUGGGAUCCCCAUACAACUGGAUACAAAUGGUUUGGCAGUAUUUAGUGUCAGCGUUUCGAGCUCGAGACAGUGCAUUGCGUUUGGCGACCAAGCCGGGUUUAUCCAUCUGUUUUCUGAUCGUAUGCAGCCUGUUUUCAACGAAAGUUCUUGGGAAACUGAAUUUCCUGAGCAGUCUAUUUACGGUCCCAGUAUGGAAAUUGAUGAUACUCAAACACCGUAUGCUGCAUUUUUACUACCAUUUACUGUAGAUGACACAUAUCUUUCAGACUGGCCUGAAGAAUUAUGUCAGAAAGCUUUCAGGAAACCAGAUCCCAUUCCAAAACAGAUAUUAGAUUCAAUUAGAAUGGUUCAAUUUGUUGGUUAUGCCCCGAAUCCUAGAGCUGGGACACCACUUUGUAAAUUCAAUGUAAAACCUUACUCGGAUGAAGUUUCUUCUACAGUUAACGACAAUCAUAACGGUAAACCAGUUCACGAGAACUCACCGCCACCUAUACCUAAGUUUUAUCGGCGGGUUCACGUUCAGCCGUCGAAAUAUAAUAACGAAGAAUUUGAUUACGUGAGAUAUAAUCAUACGGAAUAUAUACCAGUGGAAUGUUAUCCGUCUUUGCCUCAGGCUAAUGCUGUUCUUUUGGCUUUAUUUCAUAUUACUUCUGUUCAAAAUUAUUUCUUAAAACACAUGUGUGCUACGGAUUACUGCUUGUCAUGUGAAAUUGGAUUUCUUUAUCGUAUGUUAAUUGACAGGUCACCUACACAACCAGCUUCGGUAACAAAUUUUGUAAGGUCGUUAAGAUCCAUGAGUGAAUAUGGUCAUCUAUUUGCUGCAAAUUCUGCAAACAAAUUUAUGCAGAAAACACGUGCUUUCAUUGGGGCUUUGUUUCAAAGGCUUUAUGAAGUACCUUUUGAUUAUUUUGACAAAUUAAUAAAACAAGAAAUAAACGACGUGGAUACGGAUUUCCUGAAGAACCACGAUGUGGAAUUUAGCAUGAAUAAUCGUUGCAUAAGAUGUUCUGAACAGUUCCAAACACAGUGUUCGCAGCUAUGUAUACCUCUGGCCUAUCCGACUAAUGGUGGGGACAAAAUCAGGUUUUAUCAGUUAAUGGAAAAGUCUUUGAAUUGCCCCGGUCAGUCAGAAGCUAUUUGCCAAAAAUGCGAAAAACGUGCUAGAAUAACUUCUACUCGUAGAGUCAGCAAGUUGUCCCAAUUGUUGUUAAUAGACACCAGUGUUGUGACCGACAGCGAGAAGAAUUUUUGGAAUGUGCAGUUACAGGCCUUUGAAAGGAAGCCAGCUUCAAAGCUCAAUUCAUCAUCUUCAACCUCCGCUCUUGAAAGAGUUGCGAAGGUUUGCAGAUACGGUGAAGAAUGUAAAAAACCCUUUUGCAAAUACUCGCAUAAUGGUGAUGGAAAAGGAGAGGCUUCUGAUUAUGAAGAUGUAACUAAUGUACCUGGUGCAGAGGACAAUACCUGGAUGCAUUAUUUGCCCGAAGAAGUUCAUAUAAAAGUUUCUGAUGGGAUUUGUUCUGUUUCGGAGAGCAUGUCUGAAGGGAGUGUGUCGUAUUCGUUGCGUACGGCAGUCUUUGCAAUUGGUGAAGGUGGUGUCGAUGCAGAGCCUACUCAUUUGGUUACUGCAAUCAGGCCUCGGACAGAGACAUGUGCUGCGUUACACCUUUCACCAAAUACAUCCGGGCAAAAAAUUUUUGAGGAUCGUGGUUGGAUUGUAUUUAAUGAUUUUGUUGUGACCAAAGUGACAGAAAAUGAAGCACUACAUAUUGAUGCUAAUUGGAAAUUGCCAUGUUUGCUCUGUUAUGUACAGACAGAAAUGGAUCGAAACACAGUCCCACAGGCUCGUGUGCAAAUUUCCCCACAUCAGUGGGACAAUAACAGCUUGAAAGACCAGAUUUUGAAUGGCAUGGAUGUAGAGAGAUUGCCUAAAAAGGGAGAUAUCGUUGCUAUUGAUGCUGAGUUUGUAACUAUAAAUCAGGAAACCUUGCGUACUGUAGCGAGGGUCAGUUGUGUACGAGACGAUAGCAGUUGUCUUCUAGACGCAUAUAUUCAACCUUGUUGCACUGACAAAGUAAUAGACUACCUUACUGCGUGGAGCGGAAUUGAAGCAGCUGAUCUUGAUCCAAAUGUUUCAACACGAAAUCUGACAACAUUGAAGGAUGUUUACUUAAAACUCUUAUAUCUUGUCCAAGAAGGAGUAAUUUUUGUUGGACAUGGACUGAGCAACGAUUUUAAAGCGCUGAACAUUUAUGUACCUCCUGACCAAGUACGCGACACGGUGCAUUUAUUCCAUUUGGCUACACAGCGUAUGAUCUCGUUACAGUUUCUAGCUUGGCAUAUUUUUGGUGAGUCAAUCCAGCAAACAUCUCAUGAUUCUGUUGAAGAUGCUCGGAUGGCUUUACGACUGUACAAAAAGUUUGAGGAACUGAAAGCUGAUGGGAGCUUAGAUUCGGUUAUUGCAGAGCUUUAUGAAACUGGUAAACGACUAAAUUGGAAGAUAGGUGGAAUUUCAGGUGUGACGAGUAAUACUGAAGAAACUCCAGCGCAGGCGGCGCUGUGA
Molecule: messenger RNA, 3420 nt
Organism: Enterobius vermicularis (human pinworm)
Lineage: Eukaryota; Metazoa; Nematoda; Chromadorea; Rhabditida; Oxyuridae
Source: the annotation of a GenBank genome assembly